Moneuplotes crassus is the source of this 1321-nucleotide messenger RNA. Lineage: Eukaryota; Ciliophora; Spirotrichea; Euplotida; Euplotidae. The record is from the annotation of a GenBank genome assembly.
AUGUUUUCUGGGUUUCAGACCAACAGCCAGGAAAUUGUCUAUAAUACACUCCUGUUUAAGAUGAUCCAUGUCCUUCAGCAUAGGAUUAUGCUUUAUGAGCAAGGCAAGAUUGAUCAAAGUGAAGAGAAUUCUACGAAAUCAAAUUUUAAAGGACUCUUUUCAAAAAUAUUUCUCAAGCUUAAAGGUAUGGAGAAGCUCAAAUCCUCCCCACCGAUGUUCUCGGUGGGGAUGACAGACCUAGCAAGUUACUUUGGUGUAUUCAGCACAGCGAGAUUUAAGCGCAAAUUUAAUAAAAAGGCUUUCUUGUCUGUUGAAAGUGAUCAUCGUUCGGAAGAGGACUCUUCGCACAGGAAUAGUGCCAUUUCUACAAUGAAAAAUCUUGAUUCCAUUGACCUUUCUCAACGUAAUCACAUAAUCCAGGAAGAUCAGGAACUUGAAGAACAAGAUGAUGCUGAGAUCACUCGGAAAAAGACUCCUAGUUUUAAGCAGAAGAAGUCUUCUGCUCUUAAAGGAAAGACUAAGAAUACCAGAUAUUCUUUGAAUAGGAACUCACAGAAUCAGAAAUAUUAGAAAACCUUGAGGACUGAAACCGCAACUUAGAGAGCUUGAUCAGAGUUGCUGUUAGGGAAAGCCCUAAGAACAAGUGGAUUAUCGCUCCGAAGGUUGCAUCAUCCAAUAGCUCUCGGCUUUCAAACAAUUCUUCCUUGAAUACGAGGAACAAGCCUCAGAGGUCACCUCGUGGCAAGAACUUGAGCUAUCAGAUUAGCAAGAAAACUAAGAAUCGUAGGGUGAAGCCUUCUGAUGCUCAGACUCGUACACACUCUGACUUCAGUGUCUCGUUUCGGAACAAGGGUGACUCUAAGUCUAAGCUAUCCCAGAAGUCUCAAAACAAGUUGCGUUCACUGACCAGGCGAAAGGAGAUUCUAAUAAAGCAUUCUAAGUUAAAGGCGCUGGAGCGAAACUCUAACCGAUCGGAUCGGUCAGGGAAUGUCUUGAAACUGCCAAAUUUUACAUUUGGCAAAUAGCAAGCAGAGCAGAGAUGAUGCGAGUGACCAUUCUGAUAACCAAUUCUCAGUUGAUAUCUUGUUUGGAGUGACCACUCCUGAGAAUGUCAACAUUAAUUUCCAGAAGAAGAAGAUGAGCAACCAUUUGAACCGAUCUGUUCACAUUGAUAAUAUAGAGAAGCUGAACUUGUCCAAUAACAUCAGACUGUCUUAGGAAGAGAUUUGAAAAGAUAGAGAGAGCAGUAGAAGAGAUUGCCACUAUGAUGAAGGACCAAAACUUUCUUAAUUUUAUCUUGAAGGCCUUAAAAUUCCAAAGU